Molecule: messenger RNA, 2089 nt
Organism: Amyelois transitella
Lineage: Eukaryota; Metazoa; Arthropoda; Insecta; Lepidoptera; Pyralidae
Product: mitochondrial pyruvate carrier 2
Exons: 3
Coding region: 154-507 (117 amino acids)
Biological process (GO): pyruvate import into mitochondria
Cellular component (GO): mitochondrial inner membrane
Molecular function (GO): pyruvate transmembrane transporter activity
Source: RefSeq, a predicted model, not a curated record
AGAUUUUAUCAAGUCAAGGACGAGCCAGCCAAUUUGAAUUGAAUGCAGUGGAGAUGUGAAUUCUCUACUGUAGUAAUUGAAAAUAAUAGACCGCUUCAUACAUAGCACCUCCCUUCCGCUCCCUACAAAUAAUUAGAAAAAUAAUAUAAGAAAAUGUCGAAAGUUUAUAAAACACUCGUUACUGCUGCAGACAGAUUCGUCCCUUCAAAACUUCGUCCGCUAUGGGAGCAUGAAGCUGGUCCUAAAACCAUAUUUUUCUGGGCACCUGCGUUCAAAUGGAGUUUGGUGUUAGCGGGUUUGGGUGACUUGAAUCGGCCAGUGGAGUCUCUUUCCAUCCCCCAGUCCAUAUCCCUCGCGGCCACAGGCAUUGUCUGGUCCCGUUACUCCCUAGUUAUAAUUCCAAAGAAUUACAGUCUAUUCGCUGUAAACGUCUUUGUUGCAAUGACCAGUUUGUAUCAAAUAGGACGAGCGAUAAAGUAUCAGCAGUCGAAGAAACAGGAGAAAUAAGUUAAAUACGGGUUGUUACGGGUUUUAAUUAGGGUUGCCAUUGGCACAUGAGGUAUUGUAGUUAAGAUAUUGAAGUACUUGAUAUAGAUGCCAAAUAGGUUAAUAUAGGUUUUAAAAAUGCAGUUACAAUAUUUUUUUUAAUUUCGUACAACUUUUUUUAUGAAGUUAAUUUCAAGAAAUAAAACAUUUAAUCACGUGAUAAAAUCAAAGUUAACAGCUUCCAAUGCGAUUUCGGUAAUUGAUAAUCGGUUGUAACUGUUUCUAUAUUAUUUCAGUGCUAUUAUGGUCAACCCUAAUUUAGUAUAAUUUGAUUAUAUCAAUCUCAGUGGGUGUGAGAAUUAUGCAUUAUUUAAUAGAAAUAAAUACGAGGUCGCAAGUAGUGGGAUAUAGUUCUAAGUAGACCUUUUAGGAAUUAAAGUUUAUCAGGAGUUAACUGUUUAAAGUAUUGGCUCAAAUGUGAAGCAAGUUGAGCAAAAAAUAUUCGGUCCUUAAUUAAUGACGAAAUAGUGAAAUAUUUCCAGUUAUACCAUUUGUACACAUAGUACAAACGAGUAUAUUUUACAAAAUAGUAUAUACCUACAACUUUUUUGUAGUUAUUAUUUAUUUUUAUAUUAUUUAUUUAGCCUAGUUAGCAUUGAAACAGACUACCAUGACAGUGCAAAUAUGAAUAACGAUGUCUCUUCCUAAUUAAGCGAAACAAUGGGAAAAUCAUUUAGGGUGCUGCCACACUGGAGGAUUGCAAGCGUUUUCCAAGCGGAGCGGCCGCGCGGUAAAGACGUUGCGGUAUCGCCACUUGCUCACACAUCCGGGACUCGUACGCUGCGUGGACGCUCCGCUUUAAAAACGCUCGCAAUCUGCCAGUGUGGCAAUGCCCUUACUUAGUGCCCUUAAAUCUUUAAAUACCUAGAUAAAUAUCACAUUAUCCGAACAGAGUGAAGGAAAAUUGAAAAUGAUGGUGUUCCCUUAUUUAUUACCACAAAUUGUUGUUAAUUAUUUUUUGUUUUCGACUAUUUGGUUGUGGGUCUUCACAACUUGUGAUAUUGUUCUCUAAAAAUGUCUUCUCAACUUGUGAUAUUGUUCUCUAAAAAUAUUUUUCACAAGCUUUGUUAGUUGAUAUAUUAUAACUUAACGGAAUUCAGGGGGUUAUUCCUUAAUUUAUUACUACUUACUUAAAUCGGUGAAACGAAUGAUUCCGUUGGAUAUCGAGCGAAAAUCUUUCGAACGUUUUUGAAAACCGUAAUUCUCCUAAUUGCUUAAAUUGUUUAAUAAAAAUUAAGCCAUAGAGCUGAAAGUAAAGAGCGUUUCAAUCUUUUUAGACUCUUGGCUCUGUUUACCCCGUAAGGGAUAAAAACGAUGAUGAUGAAAGUACGAAUAUAAGUUAUAUAUUUCAACUAACAAAAGUAUUCUCUAUGUGACGUUAAGUACCUAAUCUUCUGUACAUUGUUAUUUAUUAGUGUGCGAAAUACUAAAAUGUGAUAGUUUCGGGUCUGGAAAUGUAAUCGAAGAUGUCAUCAAAUCAUGUAUUAAUACUGUUUAUUUUUGUAUACCUUUUACUUGUGAUGAAUAUACGUUUGUUAUUUCA